Telopea speciosissima is the source of this 1053-nucleotide messenger RNA. Its product is annotated as protein ALUMINUM SENSITIVE 3-like. Bases 72 to 863 code for a protein of 263 amino acids. The transcript has 3 exons. NCBI's taxonomy places the organism in Eukaryota, Viridiplantae, Streptophyta, Magnoliopsida, Proteales, Proteaceae. Gene Ontology annotation, biological process: response to aluminum ion. The record is from RefSeq and is a predicted model, not a curated record.
UCCUCUGAUCAAGUUUGUUGAGCCUCCCUUGAACCUGUUUUGUUCAGAGCGUUUUUGGGAAACAGGGCAACAUGGAUAUCGAUUGGGUUGAUUUCCUCAAAGGUAUGGUGAAACCGCUUAUGGCCACUGCAGUAGUUUUAAUGGCCGUGGUUCUGUCGAUGGUUCAGAAGCUUGGGUUGGCUACGGAAAUGGUCUAUUCAAUUGUUAGGGCUUUUAUUCAGUUGUCUGUGAUCGGAUUCGUGCUUCAGUUCAUUUUCAAUCAGAAGAAUGGUGGUUGGAUUAUCGCAGCUUACUUGUUCAUGGUCUCUGUUGCUGGUUACACUGCAGGCCAACGUGCAAAACACGUUCCACGUGGGAAGUUCAUUGCUGGUGCAUCCAUUCUUGUUGGAACGGCAAUUACCAUGUUCUUGCUUAUUGUGCUGAAUGUUUUCCCUUUCACACCACGGUACAUCAUCCCUGUUGCAGGCAUGAUGGUUGGUAAUUCCAUGACCGUAACUGGUGUAACAAUGAAGCGACUCCGAGAUGACAUCAGGAUCCAAAAGAACCUGGUGGAAACAGCAUUGGCCCUUGGAGCAACCCCACGACAAGCUACACAUCAGCAAGUAAAGAGGGCUUUGAUUCUUGCACUCUCUCCUGUUUUAGACAAUGCAAAGACUGUGGGCCUGAUCUCACUUCCUGGUGCAAUGACUGGUCUUAUAAUGGGGGGAGCUUCCCCUUUGGAGGCCAUUCAGUUGCAGAUUGUGGUGAUGAACAUGCUCAUUGGGGCAUCAACUGUCAGUAGCAUUAUGUCGACAUACCUCUGUUGGCCCACCUUCUUCUCCAAAACAUACCAGUUGGAGUCUAAGGUCUUCAAUGCAGAGUAGCCUCUGUUUUUUUCCUGCAACUUGCUCCUAACUAUGACCAUAUGCAUUGUGAUUUGUGAUCUGUACUAGUAGCACAUGGAAUGGUGGAGGGAAGACAUUCUUCAUGUCUGCUGAGCUUUUUUUGUACAUUAGAGGCAGGUGUGUUGGCUUCUCAAAUUGAAUAACAAUGUUAUGGCUCGUUUUGUAGUCA